AUGUAUAGAAUACCACUUGAUGAUUAUAAUUCAAACUUUGAUGCUAAAUACAAUACGUGCUCAAGUACUAGAAAUAGCAAUUAACCUAAAAUCAAUUUUUCUGCUGAGAGAACAUCAAGAACAAUGUAUGAUUAAAUUUAUUAUUAUAGUUCUGGCAGAGGUUGUAAUUUUAAGAAUUAAUUUGAUAUUAUGUGUUUUUUAAUGGGAGUGGAACUAGAAAGAUUGAACUAAGAGAAUGAUAAAUUAAAACAUUAAAAUUAAGAGAUUAAGGAAAAUACUUAUUAAAAUAAAAGUUAUGAAUUCUAAUUAAAAGACUUAUCUGAAAGAUUAGUGAAGAAAGAACUUUAAUUUUAAAAAUUAGAAAACUAAUUAACUGAUGCCAAUAAAAUGAUUGCUUAAAAAGAAAUAUUGGUCCAAAAUUAAUAUUAAUAAAUAAAUUAGCAAUUAUAGGUGAUUUAAUAAUUGUAAUAUACGAUUAAAUAAUUGGAAUGUAAAUUAGGAUUUUUAGUUUGUGAGAAUGAAAAUUUAAGCAGUAAAAGAAAUGAUGAAAUAGUUAAUUAAUAAUAAAUAGUAAAGUAACAGAAGGAUUAUGAUGAAUUAUAUAAAGUGUAUAGUUCUUUAUUGGAAAAUUAUAAUUUACAGAAUGAAAAGUUAAAAAAGAUUGAAACAUAAAAUAAAGAAUCUGAAUAGAAUUAUCAAUAAGUAUUAGAAAAGAAAUAAUAAUAAGAGGCAGAGAAUAAAAAUAAGAUGAUCUAAUAUGUUGAUUGCAAAUAGAAAUUGACACUUUUAACAACUGAAUUGGAUCGUAUGAAUGAAGUUAUUAAGUAAUAAUAAUAAGAAUUGGAUAAAAAAUAAAAGAAAUUUGAUAGUAAAUAGUAGUUAUUGUUGAUGCGAAUAAUUUUGCAUUGUGCUGAGAUUGAUAGAUUAAUAGAGGUGUAAGGUAAAUUAAUGAAUGAAAAUUAAUGUUAUCGAAAUUAAGUAGAAUUAUAUGCAAUUAUGAUCGAAGAGAAUAAAAAAAUAGUUAAAUUAGAUAUUUGA
This is a messenger RNA of Paramecium sonneborni, 1038 nucleotides long. Lineage: Eukaryota; Ciliophora; Oligohymenophorea; Peniculida; Parameciidae. The record is from the annotation of a GenBank genome assembly.